CCCCCUUAUCGAUGGCCCCGCCCUCAUAUAGGCACCACCGCGCUCCCGGGGCAUGGACCUUCCGUGGCUGCCGGACUCUAAUGCCCGGUACCGGGACCGGCGCUUCUGGGACUCGCGGUACCGGGAGGUGGGGGCUGCUCCGGCUGAGUGGUUUGGGGGCUUAUCCUGCUUCCGCGAGCAGCUGGAGGCGGAGCUGCGCCCGGGGGACCGAAUCCUGGUGCUGGGCUGUGGAAACAGCGCCCUGAGCGCCGACCUGUUCCAGCUUGGCUACACAGAUGUCACCAGCAUUGACUACUCUCCAGUGUGCAUCACGGGCAUGCGAGCCCGCUACGCCCAGUGCCCGGGCCUGCAGUGGGUGGUGAUGGACGCUCGGGACUUGGCCUUCCCAGACGGCACCUUCGACGUGGUUCUGGAGAAGGGCACGCUGGAUUCCAUGAUGGUGGCGGAGACGGACCCCUGGAACGUGUCGCCCGAGACCACAGCGCUGCUGGACCAGGUGCUGAAGGAGGUCAGCAGAGUCUUGCGGCCAGGAGGCCGUUUCAUCUCCAUCACCUUUGCCCAGCCGCACUUCCGCAAGCGCCACUACGCCCAGCCCGCCUAUGGCUGGUCCCUGCGCCACUCCACCUACGGCACUGACUUCCACUACUUCCUCUACAUCAUGUGCAAGGGCCAGGAGCUGUCCCCUGCCGACCUGGCGCUGGGGCGGAGACUCCACGAGCUGCCCUGCCCCGCCUGCCCACCCAGCUACCUCCAGGCCUCGGACAACGAGGAUUAUCUCAGUGCUAUUGAGUUGUGAGCGGGAAGGGCCUGCCACCCUUGUAGCAGCAAGGAGUUCUCCAGCCGACAUGGGGACCUAAGCCAACCAGUGCCAGCUGCAGCUGCCAAUGCCAGAUUCAUGGGGCUGGGUGACAGCGGGCUCCUCUAAUCCAGUGCCUUGCCUGUGGCUGGCAACAGGAGCCCAUCCCAUCCUGUCAGGCACCUGGGCGCCGAGACCAAAGGGAACAGUGUUUUGCAGUCAGCUCAAUAAAGUUGGUUUCUCUCUAGA
Messenger RNA from Malaclemys terrapin pileata, 1045 nucleotides. It is a transcript of the gene EEF1AKMT4, whose product is annotated as EEF1A lysine methyltransferase 4. The record is from RefSeq and is a predicted model, not a curated record. The coding region runs from base 53 to 796 and encodes 247 amino acids. Lineage: Eukaryota; Metazoa; Chordata; Testudines; Emydidae. Gene Ontology annotation, molecular function: S-adenosylmethionine-dependent methyltransferase activity. The transcript has 3 exons.